CACGUGAAACUUGGCUUGCCUUCAAACUCAUUUCCUGCUUGAUUUUGUGAUUUAGCCAUCAAUGUCAGCUGGUAGGAAAUGUGUGUUUUCUAUUUAUUUUACUAAACAACCUAUCUACCCAUGAGAGAGUGCCAGAAGUGUCCAAAAAUUAUGAUACCGAGAAUAAACAUUAUUACUGACUAUUUAUAAACUUAAUUAUGUUUUUUUUUUUUUACUUAGGGAGCAUAAUUAGUGAUAUUUCUUCUGUAGUUUUCAUUAAACUUUCAUAGUAAAAGAGCUUGGAUAAUAUGAAAAGUUUUAAUUCUUAUGAAUGAUUUUUAGUAAAAUCAUACUUGUUUUGAACUCGUGAUGAUGUAUAAUAAACUUGCUUACUGUGGUUUACUGGCUUUAUUUCUCUAAUCUCAGUUUUUACUCCAAAGUGACUGAACCCUGCAGACACUGGUCAGCCUCAGACAUAGUCAUUCUCCAAGUAGCCUCCAUUUACACAGUAGUAGGUCUCCCUCCUUUGUGUUUCCUGAUAAAGGCAUCUCUGGGGAUAGAGGGCAGGAGAGUUACUCUUUGAAGAAUUUUACUUGGGGGCCAAAAAUUUAAACUCACACCAUGGGACACAUUCAGCCUGACCUAGCACUCUCAAACCUUUCAUCCUGUAUUUCUCCAUUCUCAUUUGUCUUUGCAUGUGGGGGCCAAACUUAGAGAUUGUAACUGUGAUACAAGAGCCAACCAGCAGAUCAAAGAGUACACCAAAUUUCUUCUGAAUACCAACAGUGGAAUGGCUUCAGGCGGCCUUUUGAUCUUUGUCUCAGCACCCGAUGGUGCCACACUGUAGCACUGCCCACUUGCUAGCACUGGGGGAGGUUCCUGUGGGUCCUCCUAACAGGCUGAUUCAGCCUGAGCUCCUGGGGCUAAGCUCAUUUGGUAGCAGCCAAAGAGGUAUCUUUCAUUCUUCUUCUUUCUUACUCACCUGAACCUGAGCAAUUUCCCUUCCUGCAGCCACACCAUCUUGUGUGUUUUCCCCUGAGAUGUUGAUCUAGGAGAACCCUAAGGAGGUGCCAUAACUAAUGGUGAUAUGCUCCAUUUAUGCUACAGGCCUGGGUCAGUCACCUCAUAGCACUAGUCCCAUUCUUCAUUGUUGAGUCUAAAUUGGAGCUCACAUGGGAACUGAGAAUGCUGUCUGACCAACACCAGGAAAAUGAUGCAACUCAUAUUAACAAAGACCAAAAGGCUUUCUUUACAGGUAUUUAAUUUAAUGGAAGUACUGCAAACCCUGCUUGAACUUGUAAGGCAUAAAAGAUGGCAAUUACUUAGAUAAGAAAGUAAUUUGUUACAGGACCCCUUUAAAUAUUUGCUGCAUUCAAAAUAUUAACUGUGUCAUAAAAUUCAGAUCACACAUUAUCUGUUGUGUAAAACAAAAUACCUUAUGUGGCCACGUAUUGAUUCUGAGAAACAAAAUUCCCUUUCCCGAUGGGCAUAGGUAAGGUAGGAUAUGGGGUUCAGAAACAAAGAGAAAGCCUGUUCAACUUCCAUCCUGACUCUAAGCUUAAACUUUCCAACAUAGAUUGAUUGAGGGAUAUUUUUUCCAACAUGCUUUUUUUUUUCCACUUUAUCAUUCAGCUCUGAUAACUUUUUUUCCACUUUAUCAUUCAGCUCUGACCACCCCCCAUUCAGAGUUUGUGCCUUGAGGCUUGCCAGCAGGGCUUGCAGUACUUACAUUAAACUAAAUUUAAGAGUAAAGGUGCUCCUGCUGCUAAUGUUCUCAGAUCAGAGGAGAGCAAAAUGAAGGAACUGGCAGCUGAAACUUUAAUGGUAGGAAACGUUGACUCAGAAUUUGAAAAAAAAAAAAAAAAAAGCACAGUUGAUCUGUAUAACAAAGAAGACAUAUCCCUCUCCAUGUAUGUCAUUUGCAUUUGGUUUCUAUUCCAUGCUUACAUUUUCUAACAAAAAUCAUCGAACUCAAGUAAACAUCAAAAAGGAUAAAUUUUAUAUAACAUGCUGGUAUGCCAACUUUGGUGGGGAGUUAUACGCACCUGGAUGAGCUAUCUUGGCUGGAUCAGCACCUCUGGGGGCUGCUCUCUUUUAUCUGUCUACAAAUAGCUGGAUGUUCUUAGUAUUCAAGGAAAUUGCAAGCACUGUUCCUCAUUUUGAAGCUCCUGGGUGAACUCUUCAAAGACCCCUGCAAUUAUGAAGAGAUUACCCUGGCCCCAGUGCCCACUGCAUAAUGCUUUGGCAAGUAAAGUGGGGCUUUUAGAAAAGAGUCUAAAAUUUAUAGAGGAUGGAAUGCCCCAAAUGAGGCAAACUUAGUUGUUUUCUUCUCUCCCUUUUGAAAUUUACUAGGGCUACACUGGUGUGGGUUAAGAACUUAGAUGAUUCCGAUGUUCACUGUAACAUUGGAAGACUCUGGAACUCUGUGGAAAAGUCUUCACAGCUCCUCUGAAUCUGAAAUGACCACCCUGCCCCCACUGCCCAUGACACGCCCAAAGCUUACAGCCUUAGCCAGACAGAAGCUGCCUUGCUCCUCCAGAAAAAUUCCAAGGUCUCAAUUGAUCAAAGAAAAAGAUGACAUAGAUCAUUAUCUAGAGGUGAAUUUCAAAGGAUUAUCAAAAGAGGAAGUUGCUGGUUAUAGGAACUCCUACAAGAAGAAUAUCUGUGUGGACAUGCUGCGAGAUGGUUAUCAUAAGUCCUUCACCGAGCUCUUCGCUCUGAUGGAGCAGUGGGAUGCCCUGAGGGAGGCUGCGAGAGUCAGGUCCCUCUUCUGGCUGCAGAAGCCCCUGGAGGAGCAGCCUGAUAAACUGGAUUACCUCUACCAUUACCUGACCAGGGCUGAGGACUCUGAGAGGAAAGAAUCCUUCGAAGAUGUAUAUAAUAACUUGUAUGCUCUGGCCUGUUACUUCAAUAAUUCUGAAGACAAGUGGGUAAGGAACCACUUCUAUGAACGAUGUUUUAAGAUUGCUCAGCUGAUCAAAAUUGACUGUGGAAAGAAAGAAGCCGAGGCACACAUGCAUAUGGGUCUUCUCUACGAGGAAGAUGGUCAGCUUCUGGAAGCUGCUGAGCAUUAUGAAGCAUUCCAUCAAUUGACACAGGGGCGGAUAUGGAAGGAUGAGACAGGCCGCUCUCUCAACUUGUUGGCCUGUGAGAGUCUCCUGAGGACUUACAGAUUACUCUCAGACAAAAUGCUAGAAAAUAAAGAAUACAAACAGGCCAUCAAAAUUCUAAUAAAAGCUUCUGAAAUAGCCAAAGAAGGAAGUGACAAAAAGAUGGAAGCGGAAGCCUCUUACUACUUGGGCUUAGCACACUUAGCUGCUGAGGAAUAUGAAACAGCAUUAACAGUCCUUGACACUUACUGUAAAAUCUCCACAGACCUGGAUGAUGAUCUCAGUCUGGGGAGAGGCUAUGAAGCCAUAGCCAAGGUCCUGCAGAGCCAAGGAGAGAUGACAGAAGCAAUUAAAUACUUGAAAAAAUUUGUGAAAAUUGCAAGAAAAAAUUUUCAAAGCCUAGAUUUGGUGAGAGCAAGUACAAUGCUUGGGGACAUCUACAAUGAAAAAGGAUACUACAACAAAGCUUCUGAGUGCUUUCAGCAAGCUUUUGACACAACAGUAGAGCUAAUGAGCAUGCCUCUGAUGGAUGAGACAAAAGUUCACUAUGGAAUAGCAAAAGCUCAUCAGAUGAUGCUUACAGUGAACAACUAUAUAGAGUCUGCAGAUCUCACCAGCCUCAACUACCUGCUGUCAUGGAAGGAGAGCAGAGGUAACAUUGAACCUGAUCCAGUUACUGAAGAGUUUAGAGGAUCCACAGUGGAAGCUGUAUCUCAAAACUCAGAACGUUUGGAAGAACUCAGUAGGUUUCCAGGUGAUCAAAAAAAUGAAACUUAAAUCAGCUUUUCACUUAACAUCAAAGCAAGAAGAAAUCCAUCAUGUCACCUUAGACUUUAAUACUUGUAAUAGGAGCAUGUUACAGAUAAUAUAGAGUUAUAAUAAAACGGACUAUGACUCUUUUCAUUGGA
Messenger RNA from Pan troglodytes (chimpanzee), 3997 nucleotides. RefSeq names its product tetratricopeptide repeat domain 29 (gene TTC29). The record is from RefSeq and is a predicted model, not a curated record. The transcript has 12 exons. Gene Ontology annotation, molecular function: protein binding. Bases 2361 to 3866 code for a protein of 501 amino acids. Lineage: Eukaryota; Metazoa; Chordata; Mammalia; Primates; Hominidae. Gene Ontology annotation, biological process: cilium movement. Gene Ontology annotation, cellular component: sperm flagellum.